UUUAUUCUGUGAACUUCAUUGGCAUUCCAAACCCACAAUAUUGUAAAACAAAAAUAGAGAUGAAGAAGCAUUUCGCUUACGCAUUUCUUCUAAUUUUCUUGUUGCAGCAAGUAUGUUUAUUCGUUCAAGUUGAAGCAGGGGAUGGGUUCAUUAGGACCAGAGGAAUACAUUUCAUGUUGAAUGGUGACCCCUUUUAUGCUAAUGGAUUUAAUGCCUACUGGUUAAUGUAUAUUGCUGCUGAUCCAUCUCAAAGAUCUAAAGUCACAGAUGCAUUUAGAGAAGCUUCAAGCCAUGGCCUCACUGUUGCUAGAACUUGGGCUUUUAGUGAUGGUGGAUACAGGCCAUUACAAUAUGCUCCUGGAUCUUACAAUGAGGACAUGUUUAAGGGUUUGGAUUUUGUGAUAUCUGAAGCAAGAAGGUAUGGGAUUAAGGUUAUAUUAAGCUUUGCAAAUAAUUACGAGAGCUUUGGGGGAAAGAAACAGUACGUGAAUUGGGCUAGAAGUCAUGGACAGUACCUCAAUUCAGAUGAUGAUUUCUUCAGAAACUCAGUUGUUAAGGGCUAUUACAAGAAUCAUAUUAUGACUGUACUGAACAGAUACAACAGAUACAGUGGAGUUGUUUACAAGAAUGAUCCUACAAUCAUGGCGUGGGAGCUUAUGAAUGAACCUAGAUGCACAUCAGAUCAUUCAGGAACAACCAUUCAGGCAUGGGCAACAGAGAUGGCCUCUUAUGUUAAGUCUAUUGACAGAAACCAUUUGUUAGAAGUUGGCUUAGAAGGAUUCUACGGACAAACAACUCCUCAGAGGAGGAAUCUGAAUCCUAAUUUUGAUAUAGGAACUGACUUCAUCGCCAACAACCGCAUCCCUGGCAUUGAUUUUGCCACUGCUCAUGCCUAUCCUGAUCAAUGGGUAACAAACUCAAAUGAUCAAGGCCAACUAUCAUUUUUGAACAAUUGGCUAGACUCCCACAUUCAAGAUGCUCAAUAUAUUCUCCGUAAGCCAUUACUGAUCACAGAGUUUGGAAAAUCUUCGAAAGACUCAGGUUUCAGCUCCUACCAAAGGGACCUUCUUUACAACACAGUCUACUACAAGAUAUAUUCAUCAGCUAAGCGCGGGGGAGCAGCAGCUGGGGGACUCUUCUGGCAACUUUUAAGUGAAGGAAUGAACUCAUUUGGAGAUGGAUAUGAAAUAAUCUUAAGCCAGAACCCUUCAACUGCAAAUUUGAUUGCUCAACAAUCUCAUAAGCUGUACCAGAUUCGAAAAAUAUUUGCAAGAAUGAGAAACGUUCAGAGGUGGAAGAGAGCAAAGGCUGCUAGAAGGGGUGGUUGGACAGAUAGAAACAAAGGAAAGCGAAUCGGAAACUGAUGAUAAGAUGCUUUAAUUUUGAAGCUAUUACUUGUGAUUUAAAGUAGUGUGUGUGACAGAAAAUACUGUCCUGAAGGAUUUUGUAUGACAUAUAGUGUUUGUUUGCAAAAGCCCCUCUUAGAGAUGAUUAUGGUUCAUCCAGGUGGGUUAAUAGAGAUUAUUACUUAUAGUAAUUAUGUUGUUUUCUGGGUACUUGACUACUUGUAUUGUUACUUACAUGUUUGCUGUUUUCUAAUUAUAUAUCAUGUCAGUAAUGGAAGAGAAAAAGAAAGAUAUCUAAAUUUUCAUUCUGUGUUUUACCCUAUUAUUAACUACAAAAUAUCUAUUCA
This is a messenger RNA of Solanum stenotomum, 1693 nucleotides long. Its product is annotated as mannan endo-1,4-beta-mannosidase 7-like. The transcript is spliced from 5 exons. The record is from RefSeq and is a predicted model, not a curated record. Bases 60 to 1364 code for a protein of 434 amino acids. Gene Ontology annotation, molecular function: hydrolase activity, hydrolyzing O-glycosyl compounds. Lineage: Eukaryota; Viridiplantae; Streptophyta; Magnoliopsida; Solanales; Solanaceae.